AUGAAACAUAGGUUCGAUGAGCAGGUGGAGGCACUCAAAGCCAGGUGCGAGAAGAAGGAGAGCUCGUUUGACGAUGGCGACUUGGGAGAAUCGCCAUUCACCUCGGAUAUUAUGGAAGCUCCAAUCCCUCCAAAGUUCAAAACUCCCACUAUGAAGCCAUAUGACUUUCAAGCGGCGACAGACGCAAUCAAAUGCCGCGCCUUCCAGAUCGCGUUCACCGGCAGCGCGCGCCUGUGGUACCGAAGACUGCCGGCCAGGUCGAUCUCAACCUACUCCCAGCUAAGGAAGGAGUUCAUCAGUCAGUUCUCCUCUCGGCACUAUGACAGAAAGACAGCGACUCACCUUGCCACCAUCAGGCAGAAGGAAGGAGAAACGUUGAGAGAAUAUGUCACAAGGUUCCAAGAGGAGUAUCUGAAGGUCGUGCACUGCUCCGAUGAUUCGGACAUGUGCUACUUCCUCACUGGCCUGGCCGAUGAGACCUUAACCAUAAAACUUGGAGAGGAGGCUCCAGCCACCUUCGCCGAAGUAUUGCAAAAAGCGAAGAAAGUCAUUGAUGGGCAGGAGCUCCUCCGAACCAAGACCAGCCGACCUGAAAAGCAGAUCGAUCAGAAAAAACUCAGCCAAGAGAAGAGGAGAACUGAUGUCAGGUCCAAAGAUAAAAGACCAUCCUCCUCCAGUAGCAGAAUAGAGUACCGUAGGUAG
This is a messenger RNA of Momordica charantia (bitter melon), 702 nucleotides long. Lineage: Eukaryota; Viridiplantae; Streptophyta; Magnoliopsida; Cucurbitales; Cucurbitaceae. The record is from RefSeq and is a predicted model, not a curated record.